Molecule: messenger RNA, 882 nt
Organism: Penicillium brasilianum
Lineage: Eukaryota; Fungi; Ascomycota; Eurotiomycetes; Eurotiales; Aspergillaceae
Source: the annotation of a GenBank genome assembly
AUGCACUUCCUCAUCCCCGUCCUCGUUUUCGUCGCCGCCAACAUCUGGGGGCUGUAUAGCAGCAUCCCAUUCACCAACAUCGACCCUGCCCGCUCCUUCCUGAACCGCGCCCUGGGGGGAGUCCAACUGGCCAGCACUGUCUACACGCUGGACCAGAUCCCCGGCCUCCUCGACGAACAAGCCAUCCCACACCACCUCAUCCAAGGGUAUCUAGGUGGCUGGAAUGCCACCGUGGUGUCCGAAACGGAGUCAGCAAUGGCUCUCAGUGCUGGUCACAGACCAUUGACUGCUCCGUUGACCGUUCCUCCUGGCUUGUUCCCCUCGCCCCCCUCAUCGACACCGACGGCCGUGAACCCGCGCGAGCCGUCCGCGCCACGACAUACGCCCGUCGACGGUUUCGCCCAGGCCGUGGUGACCGUGAUCUUCGCCCUGGUCGUCUGGAUCAUGGUCAAGCAAAACGACCACACCAGACGACUGACAAGCGUGCUCGAAGAAAUCGGUCUGGUACAGCAGCACCAGGAAACCGCCUGGAAGGGGAUCGUGGAAAACCACACCAGUCUCACAUACUUGGUGUCGGUUGCACACGACCUACGUGCCGCCCCAGCGUAUCGUCCGCCGGUCGAAGAGAUGGAUGCCCACGGCAGUGAAGGCAGCACCUCGUCGUCCACUGCAAGCAGUGUCCUCGUCGGCCAGAGCUUGCAGGAGGUGCUGGCCAGCCUCGACACGCUGCGCCAAACUAUCGACCGGAGUACGGACGUGUGGGAAGGGCUUUCCGAGAGGUUGGAGGUCUUCCAAUCGGGGUCGCAAGUUACCCAGCCGACUGAGUCCAGCGGCGACGACCCGAAUGGAUCCUCGACAGGAGGUCUGGCGCAGGAUGGGUGA